Chiloscyllium plagiosum (whitespotted bambooshark) is the source of this 2181-nucleotide messenger RNA. NCBI's taxonomy places the organism in Eukaryota, Metazoa, Chordata, Chondrichthyes, Orectolobiformes, Hemiscylliidae. The record is from RefSeq and is a predicted model, not a curated record.
UGCUAUUUCUAUAUCCAGAAGUCCUUGCUGCUCCAGGAGAAUAUAAAGAAAUUCUCACAAUAAUGUCAAUACCCUUUUAUAAGAUGGGAAACAUUCAAGCAUAUGUUCAAAAACAGGGAGGAACGAUGGAUAUUCCACAACGAGUGAUUCCCACUGACCUGCAAAUGUGCCUUUCCUAUAGCCUGAUAGCAAAGCUUGCUCCCAAUUGGAACAAAGUAGGGCACUUAUUGAUUCACGGGAAAGAUUUUUUGAGCAAAGCAGCAAAACAGAAUGCAGUUGUUUUGGAGUUGAAUGUCUCAGAGACCCAGUUGUGUAUUAGUGUGGAAGCGUCCACUAUUCGACUGUCUCUCGCAAAGGUUGAAGACUUUGACAUAUCAGCAGGAGUGUUGAAGAGUUUCUACAACAGGAAAGUUGCUGUAAUUCCAAAGCAUUUCAUUUCAAGUAAAUGGUGCUAUGUGUUGCCCAGUAUGAAGAAAGGGCAAAUUGUCAGCAUCAGCCAUGAAAUUCCACCACAUUGUCCAUUUCAAUCCUACAGAGAUUUUCAGAAACACUGGAAAAAUAUGUAUGGUUAUAAUCUUCCAGAGAUCACUGAUGAUAUUACAAUUUACUACACUGUAUACUUCAAGUUAAUUGGAGAGAAACUGUUUACCUACCCUUUCUGUUGUGUUAGAACUGAACCUGUCCAGUUUUUCCCAAGAGUGGAUUUGGAACCAGUACUAACGUCAUUCUUCUCUGAUCUAAAAGUAAACUUUUCUAGUCUCUGUGGACUACCAAUAAAAAUUACCAACAAACCUUACUAUGCUACCAAUGAACUCAACAUUUCCCAGACAAUACAAGCAAGACCACCAAACCUGACUACUAAACCUGUCUUCAGUACUGCUUUAACGCAGGUUCCCACAGUCAAACACGUCAUCAACCAAAGUUCUUCAGUUUGUCCAAUUAGUGAAAGCCAAAAGAUUGUCUUGGACAAUAAGCAGAAAAUUGAUUUGAAAGCAAGUUUGGAAUCCAGUUCAAUGAAUACUAUUAUGCAGUGUGGGAGCACAUUGAGAUCAACUGAUAAAAGAGGUGUGCUUUCUCAGCAGUCUCUACAGUGUGAAAAAUUACAAGUUACUACAUUAGGUACACCUGAACAGAUGAAAGUGCAGUCAGCCUCAUAUAACCAUAGUUCCAGUGCCUACAAGAUUAUACCGAUAUUUAAAAGCAAGCUAUUUCAAGAUAAGCAGUUCAUUAGUACAAAGACUAAUGAAAGUAGAAAUAAGCAGGAUGUCAAAUUUAAUUCAAGACUUAUAACUCUAAAUUCAUCAACUGCUUACACAGAAACAAAAAGACCAAACAGUAUGCAAGGAAAAGGAUCCAGGAGUGAAAAAGAAAUUACUUUGUUAGACAUUCCAGAGAAGCAGCAAUUAAUAGCAAAUAUAAGAGUGGAUCAACCAAGUGCUGAACCAGCCCAGAACACAAGUUCAAAUAACAAGAUAAGUGUAAAUCAGGGCUGUGGGAGUCACCAGUCAGAAAGAGCUGCAGGAGAAAUGAAAUGUGGAGCUAGACUACUUCAGUCAUUUGGAAAAAAUCAAGAACCGAGCAGCAUGAUUAUCCAGACGGGAGGCAAAACCAUAGCUGAUGUUGUAAUUUCUGAUGGAUCAUGUGCAAAUUGGAAUUACAAUAUGACAGGAAAUCAUCAACACAAACAAGUACUCCAUAUGUUUGAUGUAAAGGAGCCACUUAAGCAAGAAAAACAAGUGCCAACACAAAAUCUGAACUUAAAAACUUUGACGCAAAAAAAUUUUUGUGAUAAGAAAACAGCUGAGAAAAGGAAAUGUAAAGAGAAAGGAACAGAUUCAACUCCAAAGAAACCAAAAUCUAAACCAGUUAUCCAGGAUGUUGAUGUAGCAGCACAUGCAAAACAUAAUCAGCUGUCCAAACUGAACAGUGUUACUCUUCAAUCUUGGCUGAAAAGUCAUGGUGUUUCUGUGAAAACAAGGGACAAGAAGGAGCACCUUGUUUCCAAAAUCAUGGAGUUCAUCAAAGGCCCUACAGAAUGAUUUUGAGAAUAUCCAUCUAGAUCAGUUGAGUAGAAAAGAGAUGUUCCAAAUAUUUUGAGUUGUCUAUUCUUUGUGUAACACCUAGUGGCUGGAUGGUUUAGCAUACAGUACUUACUGUUUUGAUUAAUAUUUUGAUUUACAU